Eurytemora carolleeae is the source of this 2254-nucleotide messenger RNA. RefSeq lists its product as uncharacterized. Gene Ontology annotation, molecular function: UDP-xylosyltransferase activity. Bases 221 to 1888 code for a protein of 555 amino acids. The transcript is spliced from 18 exons. NCBI's taxonomy places the organism in Eukaryota, Metazoa, Arthropoda, Copepoda, Calanoida, Temoridae. The record is from RefSeq and is a predicted model, not a curated record.
AUGUUAAAAGAAUAAUGAUUAAAUGAUAAAGAAGAUGAAUAGCUAAACUGCGACGAGAAAGAUGAUAAAAAUCGUAACUAUCAUUAAAUAUCAUGACAAAGAUUUGAAUUAGAAUGAUGAAGAAAUCUGACCUUUGGUGAUUAAGAUGAUAAAGAACUAAAUGAUGAUAAAGAUGAUAAGGAACAAAACUAUGAUUAUAAUGAUGAUAAAGAACUAAACGAUGAUGAGGAAGAUGAUAAAGAUGCUGAGAAUCUGUGUCCCACUGUUCCUUGUAUCCCUCUUCUUUAUCAAAUUGGGACACAGUCAACAAUGUGACUCUAACAACAGUGUUACGGGAUGCACCAAUGAAGAUUCUGAGAUUGAAAGCAAGAGCAAAUAUUUAGAAAUGGGAAAUAAGUUCCCAGACGAAAAUGUAGAUUUCUACUCUCAGAACCCGGAAAAAUAUUCAGCUGUAAUUCAAGAGCAUUCAGUGAAAUCUCCAGAUUUAAUACAAGAAACAUCUACUAAAUCUUCAGUGAAAUCUCCAGCUUUAAUACAAGAAACAUCUACUAAAUCUUCAGUGAAAUCUCCAGCUUUAAUACAAGAAACAUCUACUAAAUCUUCAGAUUUCACUAUUGCAGAAGCAUCAGAGAAAUCUUCAAAUUUUGCCAGUGAGCCCUUAUCAGAUUUGAAUCGUGAAGGCAUUUCACAUGAUAAAUCUAAAGAACCCCUAGCCCUAAAAACUGUCCCUAAUCCAUCUGUUGAUGAGCUUGAAUAUAUUAAUAAACUGAAGAAACUGUUCUCUGGUGAGCUGACCCUUCCAGAGAAUGUAGUCAGUCCUGUGCCAUCUGCCAUAAACAUCGGAAUGGUUUUAGUCAACUCGAGAAAAAAUCAGGGAUUUGAAGAAAACUUUGCUCGAUUGACCCGGACUGAGUUUGAAAGUAUUUUGAAACAUGCAAACACAGAAACCCCUCUUCAUUUUAUAUUCAUAACUGAUGCCUACAGCUCUAAAGCUGUUGGAGAUUUGAUUGCUGGAGCAGUUGGGAAAAAGUUAACUAUGGAUGUUAUACAGAACAUUUAUCAGAAGAAAAUCGGCAUGCCACCUCUACAUUUUUCCCUAGUGGAUUAUUUACAUAUUAAAUCUAAGAAACCAGAGUUUGUUCAUAAAUUCAGGAACCUAAACGGAACAGCUGGGUCUGAUAAGUAUGAUCAGGAUUUCUUCUAUAUUGCACCUCUCUACCAUCUAGCCUUCACAUCAUUACACAAACUUAUAGUCCUGGACUAUUUCCGAACUGAUAUCUCUGAUCUAAAUGCUGAGUUUGCUCCUAUGGAGGCUGGUAAUCAUGUGAUGGGAAUUGGAUUAGAUCUUAGUUUACACUACAAAGUGAUGCUUUGGAGGUAUAGGGCAGAGAACCCAGAUACAUUGUUCGGACUACCAGGCAGGUUUCAGGGAUUUAAUAGCGGGGUAGUUCUCUACGACCUGGACAGAAUGAGACGGAGUGAGAUCUAUAACCGGUAUCUGGAACCAGAAGAAGCUGAAGCAUUGCUUGAAAAAUAUCUUUACAGAGCUACUUUGGCAGAGCAAGAUUGGAUGACAAACCUUGGAUUUAGUCAUCCAGGACUCAUCCACAUUCUUCCAUGUACAUUCAACGCUCAAACAUCUAUCCAGUACAUGUCUACAGAUCUAAUAGAAGUAUUUGAUGAUUAUCAUUACUGUGAUUCUUAUCAUAAUUUAAAGAUUCUUCACAUGAAUGGGUGUGGUCCCCUGCCAGAGCAUUGUGGGAACGCCCACAGCGGGCAGAGCAAGAAAUAUAAGGAGGGGGCCUACUUUGAUAUUGGUGUCAAGAUAGACUGGGUAAUGAUUGAAAAAAUUAGAACAGGACAAGCACAGUGGUUCAUGCUGGACUAGACUGGGCAAUGAUUGAAAGAAUUAGAACAGGACAGGCACAGUGGUUCAUGCUGGAUUAGUAUUAGACUAGACCAUAUCUGCUCCAAGAUAUCCACUAAUUGUUUUCAAUUUUAACCUUUCUAAAGACUGUGGAUAGUUUGUGUGUCGGAAGUUUGAUUCUUCUGUUAAUACAUCCAUGGGCUCCCUUGACGUAUAUGUGGCCAUUGGGAACAUCGGCCGCAACGCAGGGUGCAGGCUCUUUAAGUAAUUUAUAACUACAAUUAAGGCCCUUGAAUAUGUAAAGAAAAUCACCUUUUUGCAUAUUUUUACUAUCUGUAAUUUGUAUUUUUGUAUGAUUUAAUAUUAAUAAAACCCCUCUGUAUGAAA